Linum tenue is the source of this 1971-nucleotide messenger RNA. The record is from the annotation of a GenBank genome assembly. Lineage: Eukaryota; Viridiplantae; Streptophyta; Magnoliopsida; Malpighiales; Linaceae.
GUUAGGAGGCUUAGGGUUUCACCAAAAAAGAAAAGGGGAUUAGGGUUCUUCUGUGCAUCCAUGGGAAAGCCCUCUGUCUCUUCCGCUUCACGAUACAAAUCAGUAUACAUAACUUCUCCAUUGCGAAAUAGAGCAGGGAACCCGACUCUUGUGUGUUGAUUCUGCGUAGCGAAGCGCCACGAUGAAGCGGCUCUGCGAGACGAAUGCUAGUAGGAUGGGCGGUCUUCCCGCUGAGGUGAUUGGGCGCCUUCUGACGUUCCUGCCCGUAAAAGAGGCAGCGAGAACCAGUCUCUUGUCAAGGGAAUGGAGGCAUCGCUGGAGAAGCAUUCCUCAGCUUGUGUUCGAUGGCAGUUUUGCUCCGGCCCCUGAAAAAGGUGAUUGUUCACCGGAUGAUGGCAAGUUUCUGAUGCACAUUUACGAAGCUCUGCUGCUCCAUGAGGGGCCAAUAACCAAGUUUGAGCUCGCUAUUCCUGGACUUGGGCGCUGCCCCCCUAAACUUGACCUCUUGAUGCUUUACCUUUCCAGCAAAGGUGUCCAGGAGCUUACCCUUCUCUUUUCUGGGACUGGUCGUUGCGGGCAAUUGCAUUCCGCCCUUUUCUCCGCCAUUCAUCUCAAGCGCCUAACACUGCAGCGUUGUAGAUUCACUCCGCCAUCUGGGUUCGAGGGAUUUCCUAAGCUUACCCAUCUCCAAUUGGCGAAUUUAUGGUUGCCCCUCGAUUUCUUUGAGCAUGUCCUUCCCAAGUUCCCGCUGCUUGAAGAAUUGAGGGUUUUACCACGUUGUUACGGUUAUAAAGAGCUUGCAUUUGUAGCGCCUUCCCUAAAAGUGCUUUUAUUUCACUCGACUCUUUGGAAAUUAUGCUUCAAGCAUACCCCAGUUCUUUCAGUGGUAUCAGUUUUAGACCCUGGCGUGUGUAGCUAUGCGGAAGACAACUUUGCGGACGAUGUUCCAGAUAUGGUCCGCUUAUUUGAAUCUCUCCCUGCACUUCAGCACCUCAAUCUUGGAGUUGAAUUACUGCUGUCCCUUGCUGCUGCUCCACAUCUCCCCUGCCAGCUUCCCACAUCUCUCCGUAACUUGAAAUUCCUCGAAAUACCCCGCCUUCUGUUGGAUAGGUUGCCACAGGCACAGGUUCUUGUUUGUCUAAUCAUGAGCUCACCCAACCUGGAAACACUCACCAUUCGGAUUGAUGAUGACAGUUAUCAUCCCCCUUCAGAGGUCAUUGCUAACCUAGUGGAGUUGUUGGAAGCUGAGGACCACCCUGGAGUGUGCCGUCUUCAACAUCUUAAGGAGUUGAACAUUAGGGAUAGUCGUGGUACACAAGUUGAGCUAGACCUGGUGAGGUUCGUACUUGCCACUGCCCCGCUACUUCAUAGUUAUAUCUGUUCUGCCUUUAAAGGAGUUAUCCUCCAAAAAAGUUGUGAGGUUCUUGAAAGAGGUGACCUUAUAUAAGCGUAUUUCUAAAGAAGCCGAGCUCAAAUACCUCUGGGAUGAUGAGGUCGACAAUUCGUAGCUUUACGCCUUCACCUCUCUCGCCCUUUUGGAUUGUUAUACAUGUUUUAAUUAUGCGAGGGUGCUUGAGCUGAUUUAGUUGAAGUGAUUUAGCUUUGAAUGUAUUGUUGAUAGUUCUGACUCGUGACUCGUUGCUAUUCUACUAGUCUAGCCUUACCUCUUUGUGUUUAGUUCCUUCCAUGAGCAUUGUUCCUUAACAAACAAGAAAUCGACAUACUGAGCACAGGAUUGGAAAGUCCAUUUCAAAGGAAGUCUUUUGAUUACUAGGGGGAUUAGGGAUCCAACUCUGCCAAUGAUUUUGCUUGGCGAUUGGAAAACCAUUAUCUAGUUGAGGGUGCGGAGGUGUCUGUAAAGGAUGUUACUCUUUUCGUUGCUGCAAUUUUGUGGAUUCUGCUUUGAUGGAUUGAUGAGAUAAUGUAGUGCUCUUGUUGCUGAGAUGCAUAGUAUAAAAAAUAGGAUAAUAU